CGAACAACAACUUGUGGCGGCGCCGUGGUGCACGAUUCAGUUCCACUUCGGACAGCAACCUGUUAACAAGUAACCCGGCUUUCGACGUCUAAACCUAAUCCAACCGCACCGCCGCCGUGACCGUGCGCAAGCGAGCUCAGAAAUCGCGUGUCUAUUCGUGGCGCACAACAGAAUCAUCAUUAUUAGCUUAAUCGUUUGAAUUUGAUGUUUGCUGUUUUGUUCACAUCGAUUGUUUCGUCGGAAGACAAGUGAUUGUGAUUUUUUUACGGAAUUGAAGAAAAAACAACCCAGCAAUUUUCCAAUUUGUUGUGCAAUUGUGAGAAAUUUGUUUGUUAGAAGAAUUGUUCGUGUUUUGGCUAAAAAAGUUCACAAAAAAAAUCAACGACAGAAUAAUUGCGAUCGCAUUUCGCUGUCUGGUGUACUGGCCUAAAAAGUGAACAAAGUUUCGUGCCUCCAUAGGAAAAAAAAUAUCAGAAGCAAAGCUGCACAACGCCUAUCCAUUGGCGCUGUAUUCAUUCGCAUUUGGGGGCAAAUCGUGCAGAUCAAUCUUCGUCACGACCUACCAAAGGCGACGAGGAUCUGCAAUACACCGGUACGGCGCUUUUCGGCUGCACCCCUUUGGAUUAUAUUCCACGCGUGCGCGCACGGAGCGGACCUUUUAACAGUCCCACAAGCUCUUGAUUGAGUACAAGAUCAUUAGUAAUCAACUAACUUUAGACGAUUCUUCCUCGGAUACUGCCUCGAGCAUCAGUCUGAGCAGCAGGAUGAGACGACCAAGCGAUACCGACUACAGCAAGUCACACUUGCCAGACGUUUACGAGGAAAGCGAAACCGAACUGGCGUACGAACGAUCAACGAGAUCAUCGAGAUCACCCGACUCCGGUUUCAGGAGCAAUCGAACAUCUCAGGACCGCAAAGUGUCAAGCGCCUCGACCACCGGUUCGGAUCUCUACUGGGAAGCAACCGGACGACGCAGGAGCUCAGAUCAAGGUGUUGUCCUGACAACCGACACGGACAGCUUCAUCAUCGGUCAGCGCGUUUGGGUAGGAGGGCUCCGGCCGGGACACAUCGCAUACAUCGGCGAGACACAUUUUGCCCCCGGCGAUUGGGCCGGGGUGGUGCUCGACGAACCGAACGGGAAAAACGAUGGGUCCGUUUCCGGGAAGAGGUACUUUCAGUGCGAGCCAAAGAAGGGUGUGUUCUCGCGGCUGACACGAUUGACACGUGAUCCGAUGCCGGGCGCACCUACCGGAGCUGGAUCGUCCAGCGCGGGGGACACUUCGAUGGAUCAGAGCCUGCGGUCGUUGACAUCGCCGUCUCGUUCCGGAGCGGUGUCGCCUACGCACAGCGUGUCCAGCUUCAUUUCAAAAUCGCCAGCCGCUGGAAAGGCAGCCACCUUGACAGUUGGUGAUCGUGUGAUUGUAUCAUCCGGCUUCGGUUCACGUCCUGGCAUCUUGAAAUACCUUGGCGAGACACAGUUUGCCAGUGGAACCUGGUGUGGUAUUCAACUUGAUGACGCCAGUGGCAAAAACGACGGCUCCGUUGACGGAGUCAGAUAUUUCGAUUGCCUGGACAAGUAUGGAAUAUUCGUCCCGAUUGCCAAAGUCACACUGUCGCCCUCUUCCCGGAAAGCGCGACUGUCCCGGUCCGGAUCAAAGGAAUCGCUGACGUCGGUGGGAACGAUGAGCUCAAUCGCAACCACGGCCACCUCCAGACUCCGCAUGAGCGCACAGAGAAAAUCAUCGGUCAGCGCAGUGCCUUCGACACCCAAGUCUUCCUUCUCGCUGCAGGACGUCCUCCGGGAAAAACAGAACCACAUUGAGCAGCUGAUGCGGGAGCGGGAAAUCGACCGGGAGGAAACCGCCAAUCAGACAAUCAUGUACCAAAAGAACGUGCAACAGCUAAAAGAUAAACUCACCAGACUGGAAACGCAGCUGACCGAGGAAAAGCGUCGCAACGAGGACCUGCAGUUCAACGUCGACGAGGUUACCUUCUGCGGAGAGGAACUGAACCUAAAAAUUCAAAACUCGGUUGAUGCACAAUCACAAAUUCUAAAAGAGCGAAUAACUGACCUCGAAAAGCAGCUGGGCGAAAAGGGCACAUCCCAAUCCGAGCAGGGACUUCCUGCCAAAGACACAGAAAAACAUUCUAUUUAUCCUAAAACAACAGUUGAUGCCACAUCUCAACUAAACCUCGAAAUAGACAAACUCAAAUCGGAGAUCCUGCAACGGGACCAAAAGCUGCACCUAUCCGAGGAGUCUAAGCAAUCGCUCGAAGAUGAAAUCGCCAAGCUCCACGAACGGCUCGCCGAAACGGAAAAGAACCUGGACUUCAAAGUAUCGAGCUACAAUAUCAGCGAGCAGUGCCUCAAAGAGAAGAUUGCCUACCUGGAGCAUCGGAUCGAUGAGUUGGGUGUCGAGCUGACGAUUAAGGAUGCCGAUCUGGAGAAGCAGUACCUGGAGCAGAAAAACACCGAAGGUCAACUGGACGAGGAGGUGUCGCAUCUUCAGAGCGAUUUAAGGUUGAAGGAAUCUCUCGUGUUGGAGAAGGACAAACAGAUUGAGAAACUGACGGGUGAGAUCGAAGGGCUACUGAACGACAUACGGCAGCGGGAUGUUAAGCUGCUGGAAGGCGAGUCUGGGUUGAAAGCUGUGUUGGGGGAGAAAGAUGGUGCAAUCGGGAAAUUGAAUAAAGAAUUAGAGGAAUUGAAACUUAAGGAACAAAGUGCCAUAGUGGCAAUUGACGAUAGAGACAAGAAGUUAACAGAAUUAAAUGCCAAAAUUGUAGCUAGCGAAGAACUCGUGAAGAAGCUCGAGGAUGGGCUCAAAGAAGCAAGAAAAGGUGAACAAGUGCUCGAAGACGCGAUUAAAGCUAAAGAAAAGAGCCUAGAAGAAAAAGAAUCCCUUCUAGCUAGAAUUCAAGACGAUCUUAAGAACAGUUCAGCUGGAAGCGAACAGCAAUCGGUCUUGUUGCGUUCCAAGGAAACCGAGCUGGAACAAAAGCAGCACGAGAUCGAGGCGAAACAGUUCCAGAUAACCAACUUGGAGUCCACGAUCGCUGAGCUGACCAAAAAACUGGAACUCACCGUCAAAGAUGCGGAUGCUCGCUUCGCCGAACAGCGUGCGAGUAUGGAGUUUGAAACGAAGUCGAAGGAAGAUUUGCUCAACAAACUUGCCAACUUUGAGACUGAACAACUUGCCAAAGAUAAACAACUGGAGGACAACGAGGUCCACAUCAGUUCCCUGCAAACUGAACUAAAAGAACUCAUCGCGGCCAAAGCAAAUGUGGUGCAAGAGCUGGAGGACACGACAAAACGAUUCGCCGAUCGCGACAGCGCUUUAGGAAAACUGAACGAAGAACGAUUGCUGCUUAGUGAGCAAUUGGAAAAGUCGAAGAAGGAAUCUGCUUCAGCAAUUGCACUAUUGGAGGAGAGAUUGAAAAAUGCACAAAAGAUGCACGAAGACGACGUGCAAAAGGCAACGAAAGCACAAGAGGAAGCACUUGCUGCAAAAGAUGAGAUUGCUCUUGAACUGGAGGCAGCUGUAGACAAAUUACGCCAAGAAAAGUCCGAAAUUUUAUUCCAAUUGAAUCAAUCAGGGGCCUCGCAGAAAACUACAAGCGACGAACUAUCCGCUAUACGCGGAGAAAAUCAGCAGCUGGAGAAACAAAUUGAGACACUCAAGACUGAACUCUCCACCAAGACAGAGAACAUCGAAAAACUGAAUCAGUCCUUGACAGGCACCAGUGAAAAACUCGAAACGACCGAAGCGAAGCUUCUCGAUCAACAAGAGAUAUUCGGUAAGCUAGAGAUUGAGCAUGCUGAUCUGAAACGGAAAAUGGAAGCACAAGAGCAGAAAUCGACGCAACUUCAGCAGCAAAAAGUCGACCUGGAGAAGGAAAUCGACUCGUUGCGGUCAUCCACGUUGGAUUCCAAUUCGGAGCUUUCGAAGCUGGCCGACGAGUUGAAGACCAAACAGAAACAACUGGAACAGCUGCAGGAUACAUUCAACAGCAGUAAAAUCGAUUUGGAACGACGUCUGGACGAAGCAAAUCAGACGAAUCAGACAUUGAGCGAACAGAUCGAGCGGCUGAGGAACGAGAUGCAACAUAUUUCCAGUCAAAAGAUCGACCGAGAGAAUGAACUGAAUGUAGAGCUGGCGAAGAUUAAGGAGACGGCCGAAGUUGAGAAGGAGAACCUCGUGCGAGAGAUAGCCGGUUUGAAGGCGAGCUUCGAGGAGGAACGAGAUCGUCUGGUGAAGGAGAGUGAGGUGAAGACGGAGGAGUUUGAGAACGUUAAGAAGGAGCUCAGUGGGAAGGUUAAAAGUUUAGAAAAGUCUGUGAACGACUUGGAAAAGGAAUUACAGAAAGUGCAAGAGUGCUCAUUGAAAGAACGCGAGGAGGCUGAACAACAAUUGAAACAGCAAAGGGAGAAUGAAGCGACGUUACAAAAGGAAUUCAACGAAUUGAAACAGGAAGAAUGUUCUCUUCGGACUUCACUUGCCGAUUUGAGACAAUCUAUGGAGAAGGGGAGUCACGAUGCAUCGUCCCAGCUGGAUUCAAAGAAUGUGCAAAUCGCCGAGCUUCAAAAGGAAUUGCGAACGAUUCAGGAUGAGCUUUCACAGAGGCAACAGCAGGUUUCUGAUUUAACUCAACAAUUGGAACAUAACGCGGGAACCCAUUCCGAUCUGCUGAAGCAACUUGAACAUAAUCUGAAUGAUAUUCAGCAGCUGUCUGGUGAGAAGGCGAAGGUGGAGGGUUCAUUCAGGCUGGUUAGCGAAGAGUUGGCGUCGUUGAAGCUGAAGUAUGACGAGAUGGAAGAGGAACAGGUUGAUCUGGUAAGCAGAAAAGAAGGUCUCAAGGAAGAGGUGAAGGAGUUGAAAGCGGCUUUGGAAAGUGUCCAGAAGGAUAGAAGCGAAUAUCUAUCGCAGCUGGAGGCAGCAAAUGUUGGGUCAACUAAAAUCGAGGAAGAAUUAAAGAUGACGAAGCAGAAGUUGGCAGAUGAAACGGGUCGAUUGAAUGCUUUGGUUGAGGAGAAGAGCAUAUCGAUUGUUGAAUUUGAACAGAAGAUUGAGAAUCUAUCUCCGUUAGUCGAAUUAACGGAAGACCUUCGAAAACAAGUUGCGUCUAAGGAUCAAAUUAUCGAACAGCAAAAGCAAGAAGCACAAAAACAAAGUAUUGACGUGGAGAGUUUGCAUAAGCAAAUCAUAGAGAAGGAAACAAAUGUACACGAAAUUGAAACUUCGCUCAAUCAGCUUCACGAAAAGUUAACACAGAAAGAAGAUGAGGUACGGCAACUUACAGAAAAGCUCGAAUCUACGGAGCAGUGCCUUAAUGAGAAAAAUCAAAUAGGAGAAAAAACAGCAGCUGUAGCUAAUAGUUUGAAAGAGGAAUUAGACAAAACAAAAGCAGUUGUGAAAGAACAAGAGGAAAAGAUGAAAGAACAGCAUAGGAAGAUAGAUGAGCUAGAAAUAAAAUUAUCCGCACAGAGUACACAGUUCGAGGAAGUUUUAAACAAGAAGAAAACCUCAGAGACCGAAAGUUCUCAUAAGCUACAUGAGAUGAAUCAAAAGUUGCUGGAGCUUGAAAACAUCAAACAACUUGAAAUCUCAGAACUAAGCUCUAAAUUGGCAGAAACCAUGAACAAAUUUGAAACACAGAUGGUAGAAUCUGCAAAAACGGUUGGAAGCAUGCGUUCCGUAGAAAAGCGGCAGUACGAGUUGGAGUGCGAAAAGAAGGAAUUGGAGCUGCGUGAAACUGAAAUGGCGAUAACGACCCGAAAACUGCAAAAAGAGGCCGAUUUGUUACGUUCACAGCUCCUUUCAAAGGAUAGUGAAAUAAGAAAGCUCUCGCAAGAACUGGCAAAUGCUUCGUCUAAUGCUCCAUUAAUUUCGAGCACAGAUGGUACAGAUGGGGACACUGGAGCGCAGAUCAAUUUCCUCAACUCGAUCAUCGCCGAUAUGCAGCGAAAGAAUGACAAACUGACGCUGAGGAUACAAGCGCUGGAGCAAACCAGCAUCGAGGGUCCCAACACAAGCUUUGAAUUUAGCAAACGGAAACCGGCUCCGAGGGUGUUCUGUGAUAUUUGCGAUGAGUUCGAUCAGCAUGAAACCGAAGACUGUCCGAAGCAAUGUUCAGAUAGUCCACCGGAGUCGCUCAAGCACCCGUCAGCGGAAGCAAAGGAACGAAAGAUUCCACCACCCCGGAAGUACUGUGAAGGAUGUGAAGUGUUUGGCCACGAGCUAGGCGAAUGCCCCGACGAUGAGACCUACUAGGCUAGGAACGCGCAUGCUUUGAAGCGGAGACGGCACCCCAUGUGUAAAUCCCUAAUUUAUUAUUUCCAAUACCUAAUUUAUAUCAGUAUGACUGAAUGGUUUUCCCGUUGUGCGGUUAGGGAAAGUAAGGCAGUUAAAUAUUAUUCGUUUUAGGCAAAAAGCAAUAGUUGUUGUUUUCAAAUACAUACAAAACCCACGAACUAUUUAUUUUAAUUUGUAAUCAAUAUUACUUGUUGAACGAGAAAACAAUAGGCCAAAAUAGCUAUUGCACCUAUUAAGUUAAUUAACGAUCAUAACGGUAGAAUCAAACGAUAUCACUUUGAGUAGUUUUCUAAAUUUGAAAAUAUUUGCCAGAAUAGGUUGUUUUAAAAAUUCUUCAGUGAUUAAAAUGCAUGGCAUAAAGAUCUCAAUAUUCUCAAUCGUGUUUUUAAAAAAAUAUCAUAUUAUUGGAUAUUCAUUUUGUGCUGCUCAUCCUUAAUUUAAAGUGUGUUUUUCCCCUUCAAUCAUUUCAAUACCAUGGAUGGUUGGAGUGCGUAAGUUAUAACAUUUCAAAGAAAUUAAUUUUUGUUGUUUAUUUUUGUAAAAGCAUUAUCAUAGCCGCGCGGCUACAAAGCAUGCUCAUGCUGAAUGUGGCUGGGUACGAUUCGCGGUUCGAUCUAGGAAAUUUUCGGGUAGAAAAUUUUCUCGACUUCUCCGGGCAUAAAAGUAUCUUCAUGUUAGCCAUAUGAUACACGAAUGCAAAAAUGGUAACUUGGCUGAAAAAUUUCGCAGUUAAUUAUUGUGAAAGUGGUAAACGAACACUAAGCUGCGAGACGGCAAUGUCCCAGUGGAAGAUAGAAUACAAUUAUGAAGAAAAUAAUAAGAACGGCCAAACUUUUGACGACAAAUCAUAGCAUCGUCCUGUUAGCAUACUUGAUGUCUUCAAUCCGUAGUCUCACAGUUGAGGUCAAAAAAUGUCAUCUUCGAUUUUUAUUACAUCCUAUUCCGGGAAAUAAUAACUACAACAGUUUCUUGUAAUUAGUCUUUAUUACAUUUGUUACGUCGAAAAUAGGUACCAACUAGUGAAGUGUCGAUAGUCGAAGCUUAGAUAGGGAUCACAUAGGAAUAUACUUUAAAAAUUAAAACACAAUUCAAAACGC
This is a messenger RNA of Armigeres subalbatus, 7411 nucleotides long. It is a transcript of the gene CLIP-190, whose product is annotated as restin homolog. Gene Ontology annotation, molecular function: microtubule plus-end binding. The transcript has 14 exons. Gene Ontology annotation, cellular component: cell cortex; microtubule plus-end; nucleus. Bases 765 to 6272 code for a protein of 1835 amino acids. Gene Ontology annotation, biological process: cytoplasmic microtubule organization. NCBI's taxonomy places the organism in Eukaryota, Metazoa, Arthropoda, Insecta, Diptera, Culicidae. The record is from RefSeq and is a predicted model, not a curated record.